Girardinichthys multiradiatus is the source of this 1265-nucleotide messenger RNA. RefSeq names its product G protein-coupled receptor 20 (gene gpr20). Bases 1 to 1188 code for a protein of 395 amino acids. Gene Ontology annotation, cellular component: membrane. Gene Ontology annotation, biological process: positive regulation of Rho protein signal transduction; phospholipase C-activating G protein-coupled receptor signaling pathway. Gene Ontology annotation, molecular function: G protein-coupled receptor activity. Lineage: Eukaryota; Metazoa; Chordata; Actinopteri; Cyprinodontiformes; Goodeidae. The record is from RefSeq and is a predicted model, not a curated record. The transcript has 7 exons.
AUGAGUGCACAUUUCCACCAUCGUCUCUACCAUCAUCUUAAGCCUGUCUUGUCAAUGUGGAUAUUCACCAACAUGAUGAACUGCAACAUAACUAAAUCCUGGCUUUGUAUCAACACCUCAUUUUCCACCCUCCCUAUAACAGCCAGUCCAGCUAACAGGAGUGGUAUGGGAGCAUAUCUUGAAAGACUGGCACAUUUAGAUGAAGGACUCUACAAUGACUUCUACAGCCUCUGGAUUGCACUGAUGGUCAUAAACUCUGUCAUAUUCCUGGUGGGCAUGGUGCUCAACACAGUUGCACUUUACGUUUUUUGUUACCGUACGAAGCAAAAGACAACCUCGGUGAUCUACACCAUCAACCUGGCAGUGACGGACCUCUUGGUGAAUCUAUCUCUGCCAACUCGCAUCUUGCUCUACUACAGCGGAGGAGCUUGUCUCACCUGCUCCUAUAUGCACAUCUUCAGUUACUUUGUGAACAUGUACUGCAGCAUCUUAUUUUUAACCUGCAUAUGUGUCGACCGUUACCUUGCUAUUGUGCAGGUUGAAGCUUCCCGUCGUUGGAGGAGCUCCAGCGUAGCCAAGGUGGUGUGCAUUACUGUCUGGCUGUUUGCAAUCGUGGUCACAUACUCCUUUCUCUCCACUGCUUUCCAGCAUACAGGCUGCUGCAUCUCAAAGCUUCUUUUCCUCACAAUCACUGAGUUCUUUUUGCCCCUCAUCAUCAUUGUGGUCUUCACUCUGCGCAUUAUGUGGGCCCUAACGGAUCGUCGCCUCAUGCAGCAGAGCAGGAAGAGAAGGAGAAGGGCCGUUCAGCUGCUGACGACUGUGCUGAUCAUCUUCACUGUCUGCUUCACUCCAUUUCACAUCAGACAGGUUUUGUUGUAUUUCUACCCUGACAUGCCCCAUCAAGUGAUCGUGUACCACUUAACAGUCACUCUAAGCAGCUUGAACAGCUGUAUGGAUCCUGUUGUCUACUGCUUUGUUACAAAUAAUUUCAAGGCCACAAUGAAACAUCUUUUCCGUCGUGCCGAGCCAGAGCAAACCAGUGGUGACAUUGUCAGUAUGCAGCACAGCUCCAAGGCCUCUGGAAGGACAGUUAACGCCAUCACCAAUAACAGGAUCAGGAUGAUCAGGAUGACCAGGAUUCCCAGCGCACGACAGAGGGACGUUAUGGAGAACAAUCACACACCAUAAAACUGUUCUAACAAGAGAUGAUUGGCUUUAUUUUGACAGACAUGACUGGUUUCUGAAAACUUCAUACCAGUGAAAAC